CAGCUUCCUUCCUCUUGGAACAAUUUUUUUUAUUUAUAUAAAUAAGAGAGCCCUGGCUGGUCUGUGUAUGUAUGUGAGUGAGUCUCGCUUUGCCUGCCUUCUUGUUUCAGAUCCGCAUUUGCAAUCAGCAGCAACCAGAAGGGGGGUUUGGGUUUAAUUUGAUCACAACACAGACACACAAGGAAAAAAAAACACACACACCACACAGAUCCGAGAUCGGGAGCAAUUAAAGACGAUGAGUGAAUCUAGUGCAAAAUCCAGCCAGCCCUUGGCUUCCAAACAGGAGGAGGACGUGUCUGAGAAGAGAGGACGGGGACGACCCAGGAAGAAGCCUCAGCAGGAACCCAGCGAGGCACCAACCCCCAAGAGACCACGUGGCAGACCAAAGGGGAGCAAAAAUAAGGCCACUUCUAAAGGCAGGAAAGCUGCAGUAACACCUGGGAGGAAACCUCGAGGCCGGCCCAAAAAAUCGCAGAAGGACGAAGAGGAGGUGAACGUUUCGCAGGAGUCAUCCGAAGAGGAGCAGUGAAAACGCUUGAACCUGGCACUACCUCAUCAUUCAACUUACCCAUUUCUCGUCAAGUUCUUGGACUGAGGAAGGAACGAAACAAAACAAAAAUCCUUGGUGGGGUUUUUUUUUUC
Molecule: messenger RNA, 642 nt
Organism: Terrapene triunguis (Three-toed box turtle)
Lineage: Eukaryota; Metazoa; Chordata; Testudines; Emydidae
Product: high mobility group protein HMG-I/HMG-Y-like
Exons: 5
Coding region: 236-529 (97 amino acids)
Biological process (GO): regulation of DNA-templated transcription
Cellular component (GO): chromatin; nucleus
Molecular function (GO): transcription coregulator activity; DNA binding
Source: RefSeq, a predicted model, not a curated record